AUGCUGACUGCCCCAACAUCUGAUAUAACAUCAAGACCAAAUUCAUUUGUAAUUAUCACUGCAAAUCGUGUCCUUCACUGUAAUUCUGAUACGCCAGAAGAGAUGCAUCACUGGAUCACUUUAUUGCAAAGGUCAAAGGGUGACACAAGGGUUGAAGGGCAGGAGUUCAUAGUACGAGGGUGGUUACAGAAAGAAGUUAAAAAUAGCCCUAAAAUUCCUUCGUUGAAACUGAAGAAACGAUGGUUUGUCCUUACCCACAAUUCUUUGGACUACUACAAGAAUUCAGAGAAAAGUGCUAUGAAACUGGGCACCUUGGUGCUGAACAGCCUGUGCUCUGUGGUACAGCCUGAAGAGAAAAUAUUUAAGGAAACAGGAUACUGGAACGUGAUAGUGUACGGUCGCAAACACUGUUACCGCUUGUAUACCAAACUAUUAAAUGAAGCCACAAGGUGGUCUAGUGCCAUUCAGAAUGUGAUAGACACAAAGGCUCCAAUUGACACGCCAACUCAACAACUAAUUCAGGAUAUAAAGGAAAACUGUCUGAACACUGAAGUUGUGGAGCAGAUUUACAGACGAAAUCCAAUUCUUCGCUACACUCAUCACCCUUUGCACUCUCCUUUGCUACCACUUCCCUAUGGAGACAUCAACUUAAACUUGCUGAAAGAUAAAGGAUAUACAACAUUACAAGAUGAAGCAAUCAAGAUUUUCAAUUCUCUGCAACAACUCGAGUCUCUCUCUGAUCCUGUGCCAAUCAUUCAGGGCAUACUACAGACUGGUCAUGAUUUACGCCCUCUGAGAGAUGAGCUUUAUUGCCAGCUCAUUAAGCAGACUAACAAGGCUCACAAUCCUGGCAGCACGGGCAACCUGUAUCACUGGCAGAUACUUACUUGCUUGAGCUGCACCUUCCCACCCAGUCGAAGCAUCCUGAAAUAUCUGAAAUUUCAUCUUAAAAGAAUACGGGAGAAAUAUCAAGGCUCAGAAAUGGAAAAGUACGCAGUGUUCAUCUAUGAGUCAUUAAAGAAAACCAAGUGCAGGGAGUUUGUGCCAUGUCGGGAUGAAAUUGAAGCUUUAAUUCAGAGACAGGAAAUUACAACCACUGUGUACUGUCAUGGCGGAGGAGCUUGCAAGAUUACAAUCAACUCCCACACAACUGCUGGAGAGGUGGUGGAGAAACUGAUUCGAGGACUGGCCAUGGAAGACAGCAGAAAUAUGUUUGCUCUUUUUGAAUACAAUGAGGUGACAGAUAAAGCCAUUGAAAGCAGAACCAUUGUGGCUGAUAUACUGGCUAAAUUUGAAAAGCUUGCUGUGAGCAGAGACGCUGGAGAUAAGCCCUGGAAAUUCUACUUCAAACUCUACUGCUUCCUGGACACAGACCAUGUGCCAAAGGACAGUGUGGAAUAUGUGUUCAUGUUUGAGCAGGCACAUCAAGCAGUUAUCCGUGGUCAGUAUCCUGCACUCGAAGAAUCUCUGCAGUUCUUGGCAGCUUUGAGGUUACAGUAUUCACAAGGAGACUACAGUCUACACUCCAUUGUACCAGAGAUGGAAGAGUUUUAUCCCAUGCAGAAACUGAAAGCUCGAAUUUCUCAGUCCACCAAAUCAUUUACACCCUCUGAACGAACAGAAAGAAAGAGGUCUAGUUUCUUAGAAGGGACAUUGAGGAGAAGCUUUAGAAGUGGCUCCAUCAGCAAGCAGAAAAUGGAAGAGGAGCAGAUGCAGGAUAUGUGGGUAAAGGAAGAGGUUCUCUCAACGAGAGCCAACAUUAUUGACAAGUGGAAAAAGUUACAGGGUAUAAGUCCAGAACAGUGUAUCUCCAAGUACAUGGUUUUGAUAAAGGAAUGGCCUGGCUAUGGAUCAACACUAUUUGAUGUUGAGUGUAAAGAAGGUGGAUUUCCACAGGAGCUGUGGUUAGGAGUCAGUGUUGAAGCGGUUUCUGUGUACAAGAGAGGAGAAGGACGACCUCUAGAAGUGUUUCACUAUGAGCAGAUUUUGUCUUUUGGGGCUCCAUCUUCAAAUACCUACAAGAUAGUAGUAGAUGAGCGAGAGCUUUUAUUUGAAACAAGCGCGGUGGUUGACAUUGCUAAACUAAUGAAGGCCUACAUCAGCAUGAUUGUGAAAAAGCGGUACAGUACUACACGCUCAGAGAGCAGCCAUGGAAGCCAAGCAAGCUCCCGGUGAACACAGGAUCUGUGACCCACAUAUCCUCUUUUAUAUACAGGAGAUGCGCUCCUUAUAAACAUCAGGGCACCCAGACCUUAACUUCUUGGCCUUGGCAAAUUCAACAACCAGGGAGUUCCAGUGCCUAACAUAUUUUACCUGCCAGCGCCAUUUUCCAAGCUUUAAUACUUCACAUUGCCUUACAAUGUCUAACCCACUGCCUUCCGUGCAGUGUGUAGUGCCUACAGACUGCAUUUGCAAAUCGACCUCUUCACUGGAGAUAGGACAUGCUGGUUUUCUCAAGAAAAAAAAGAAAAAAGACGAAAAAAGUAUUGGUUUGUGGAAAGCUGCAGGCAGCCUUCCGGACGACUGGUUUAUUAGGAGAACACAUGCAUUGAGGUUCAGUGUCUCUGUUUUUGUGUUACAGUUUGUCAAGUGUAAAUCCUAAUUUUAUUACCGUGUUUUAAAAUAUGGAACAGUGAUGUGCAAAGAUGUUUAUGCAAUACAUUUUUCUCAAAAGUGGGUGCUUUGGACUGUGUUUCGAAUAGUGCCAGUCCCAGUUUAUACAGCCUUGUAUGCCAUGAUUCAUUUAAGCAGUAUGCAAUCUUGUCUACUGUAUUUAACCCUUUCAGGAACACAAGGGUAUUAGAAGGUGUGCUCUCCUCAAGAAUGCAAAGGGUUACAUUAAGAACAUCACGUACCGUUUUUGAACUGAAUAGGGCAAGCUGUAUCUCUUCUAGUCCUUGUCAGACUGGAUUUCCCAUCAUCCCUAGCUGUGUGGUUGGUUGCUGUAUGAUGGGAAUGAUAGUGCAAUGGCUGCAGCUUUUUUUAGCCCUGUUUUAGAAAAUAAACAGUAUUUAAAAUCUGCCUUAGUAUGAAGAUACAAGCAAUAUUCUCAUAGCACUUGGAUUAGAAAUAUUUCCUCUACUUGAUAUACCGUUUGCCACAAAGCUGUUGUCAAAAAGUAAUUGUAAAUAGGCAAAUAAAAGCAAGUGGUUUAUUUUUAUAUGAGAAGUUUGAAUAUGAAGAGAAAAUAUUGAAUUAACAGAUUAACAUCAGCAUUCUCUUCUUAUUUCAGUGAAACUGUUUAACAAUUGAAAAUAUUUGCUUAUUGUAAAAUAAAUAUUUGUUAAUAAAGUAUUGUAUUUAA
Messenger RNA from Pelobates fuscus (common spadefoot toad), 3304 nucleotides. Its product is annotated as unconventional myosin-X-like. Gene Ontology annotation, molecular function: plus-end directed microfilament motor activity; phosphatidylinositol-3,4,5-trisphosphate binding; actin filament binding. NCBI's taxonomy places the organism in Eukaryota, Metazoa, Chordata, Amphibia, Anura, Pelobatidae. The transcript has a single exon. Gene Ontology annotation, cellular component: filopodium; cytoskeleton. The record is from RefSeq and is a predicted model, not a curated record. The coding region runs from base 1 to 2175 and encodes 724 amino acids. Gene Ontology annotation, biological process: regulation of filopodium assembly; signal transduction; regulation of cell shape.